Brassica oleracea var. oleracea is the source of this 1688-nucleotide messenger RNA. Its product is annotated as transcription factor MYB26-like. The transcript is spliced from 3 exons. The record is from RefSeq and is a predicted model, not a curated record. Bases 108 to 1166 code for a protein of 352 amino acids. Lineage: Eukaryota; Viridiplantae; Streptophyta; Magnoliopsida; Brassicales; Brassicaceae.
AGUUUACAAUAUUAUAAGUUUGUACGACCCUUCAACAUUUUGCAAACAUUCUUAGAGAGAGAGAUACAGAGAUAAAGAGAGAGAGACAGCUAGUGAGAGAAAGAGAGAUGGGCCAUCACUCAUGCUGCAACAAGCAAAAGGUGAAGAGAGGGCUUUGGUCACCGGAAGAAGACGAAAAGCUCAUCAACUACAUCAAUACAUAUGGCCAUGGAUGCUGGAGCUCUGUUCCCAAACAUGCAGGUUUGCAGAGAUGUGGAAAGAGUUGUCGAUUAAGAUGGAUAAAUUAUCUAAGACCUGAUCUUAAACGUGGAAGCUUCUCUCCUCAAGAAGCUGCUCUUAUCAUUGAACUUCAUAGCAUUCUUGGCAACAGAUGGGCUCAAAUUGCUAAACAUCUACCUGGAAGGACAGAUAAUGAGGUCAAGAAUUUCUGGAACUCAAGCAUAAAAAAGAAGCUCAUGUCUCACCAUUAUCACCAUCAUCAUGGUCAUCAUCAUCAUCAUACCUCUUCAAUGGCGAGUUUGCUCACUAACCUUCCUUAUCACAACGUAUUCAACGGUACUGUUUGCGACGAUGAAGGUUCAAGAUUCAUGUCCAGUAUCAUCGCAAACACAAACCCUAAUUUCAUCACUCCAAACCACCUCCCUCUUCCUUCUCAUGUUAUGACCCCAUUGAUGUUCCCAACCUCUAGAGAAGGAGACGUCAAGUAUCUAACCACUACCAACACAAACCGGUCUCAUCAAGAUAAUAACCUUUCCACCAAUCUCGACAUUUUUUCAGCCACACCAUUCAUAAACAAUCAUCAUCACCAUCAUGAUAAUGAUCCCCAAUGGCCAUCACUACCAGAUCUCCCAGCAAGUACCAUUUCCACUUUUCACGACAGCCUUCAAGAUUAUGACGAUGGUGAUAAACUCAACGUGUUUGUAACACCACACAACGAUAGUGGGGAUCCUCGGAACUUUCCUUUGGUGUCCACAAAGUUAUUAUGUGGACAAGUUCUUGAAGGCAAAGCAAUUUCACAAGAUCACUGCCUUCUUCUCCCAACAACGUACGACUUGCAAAUGCAUGGUGAUUAUCGACGAGUGGACUCGUACAUUAAUCACAUGAUCAUACCAUCAUCAUCAUCUUCAUCAUCGCCAAUCUCUUGUGGACAGUACGUCAUCACUUAAGCAAACCCUAGUCCUACUCUAUCAACAUGGGAUUCCCAGACAUGAGUACGUAAUAAAUAUGUACCUAUAUAUGAUCUAUAUACGUUUUUAUAUCUAUAUAUUAGGAGGAAAGAGAGAACAUAAAUAAUCACUCACAUGUGUUGAUAACUCUUUUCCAUAUCAAAAAAUAUUCUACACUAUAGUAUAUAAGAAUUUGUGAUAUGUUACAUUUAGUACUUUUCAGAAAUAUUGCAUCGUCUUUGUUUUUGGGGAAACAUAAAUGUUGCUAGUUCUUUUUCAGGUUUAUAGUCGUGAGUUUGCGGAAAAAAGUUACUAUUACAUAUAAAGUUCGUCCUUAUACACUAUUAAUGAACACAUAUAAGCACAUGUAUGUACAAUCUCUCUCUCGUCACAUAAGUACACAUGUGUUUGUAUAUGGUCAGUUUGUUUUAGCCUCUGUGUUGGAAAUUGCUGUCUUCAUCUUUGUUCUUGUCGCUUAUUGCAUUUCUCUAUCUAUGAUAUUAUGUGGGGUCAACCUUUGCA